UUGAGAUGCAAACACUGAAGAACUUUACCGCAGAACAAUAAUGUCUUCAAUGGAGAGCUUUAGAGAGUUCGCCAACGAGCGGCUGACUGCUGCAGCUGAGGAAAUAUGUGACGAUGCUACAAGAGCUGCCGUCGAGGACGAGGCAGAGAUCAACGGUCAGCGCAGAAAGCUGGAUAUCGUUUGGAUACCUCGCAUCGUCUUACACAAAAUAGAUGUCCCACAACAACAUGUGUGUAAGGAGGAGGAGGAUGAGCAACAGCUCUGUCACCAGGAGGGGAAGUUCAGUCUGGACCAGGAGAAGCCAGAGCCUCCACAGAUUAAAGAGGAGCAGGAGGGAGAGCAGAUCAAACAGGAGGAGAGUGACACGUUGAUGGUGACUCCUACUCAGCAGGAAAGUGAGCACAGAGAGGCAGAUGGACAACAUGAACUCCAGCUCCUUUCUCACAACUCUCAUGUUGCUGAGAAUCAAGAUCCCAAAGAGAACAAGCAGAAAGACUCAGGGGUAACUGGAAAAUCAAAACCAAGACAAGAGAGAGACAGAAAUUACACAGAUGAGAGGCUGUAUUCCUGUGAAGUAUGUGGAAGAGGGUUUAAAUACAACUACUUAUUGAAAACACAUAUGAGAACACACACAGGUGAGAAGCCUUACUCCUGCAAUGACUGUGGAAAAAGAUUCAGGCAACAAUCAGCUUUGACUUAUCACAUUCGUACUCACACAGGUGAGAAGCCUUACUCCUGCACCACCUGUGGAAAAAGAUUCAGUUCUCAAACACAAUUGAAUAAUCACAUUCAUUCUCACACAGGUACAAAGCCGUACAUCUGUGAUACUUGUGAGAAAUCAUUCAUUAGUAAAUCUGGUUUGAAAAAUCACUUAACUAUCCAUACAGGAGAAAAACCACAUUCGUGCACAAUGUGCAACAAAUCUUUUAGACAAAAAACUUGUUUGACAUCCCACAUGAGAACACACACAGGUGAGAAGCCAUACUCCUGCAGCACCUGUGGAAAAAGAUUCAGCUUUCAAACACAAUUGAAUAAUCACAUUUAUUCUCACACAGGUACAAAGCCGUACACCUGUGAUACCUGUGAGAAAUCGUUCACAAAUAAAUUUGCUUUGAAAAUACACGUAACUAUCCAUACAGGAGAAAAACCACAUAUCUGCACACUGUGCAACAAAUCUUUUGGACACAAAUAUUCUUUGACAGACCACAUGAAAACACACACAGGUGAGAAGCUUCACUCCUGCAACGACUGUGGAAAAGGAUUCAGUUGUAAAUCAGCUUUGACUGUUCACAUUCGUACUCACACAGGUGAGAAGCCUUACACCUGUGAUACCUGUGAGAAAUCAUUCACAAACAAAUAUUAUUUUAAUCAGCACCUUCACACUCACACAGGUGAGAAGCCUUACACCUGUGAUACCUGUGAGAUAUCAUUCACAAAUAAAUAUUAUUUUAAACAGCACCUUUACACUCACACAGGUACAAAGCCAUACACCUGUGAUACCUGUGGGAAGUCAUUCAUACAGAAAAUUAUUUUGGAUCGUCACUUAAAACUCCAUACAGGUGAAAAACCACAUGCCUGCACAAUGUGCAACAGAUCUUAUAGAUGUAAAAGUGAUUUGACAAUUCACAUGAGAAUACACACAGGUGAGAAGCCUUUCUCCUGCAACACCUGUGGAAAAAGAUUCAGUCGACAUUCAAGUUUGAAUUAUCACAUCCGGACUCACACAUGUACAAGGCCUUUCACCUGUGAUACCUGUGGGGCAUCAUUCACCCAGAAAAUUAGUUUGAACCAACAUUUAGCUAUCCAUACAGGUGAAAAACCACAUAGCUGCACAAUUUGCAACAAAUCUUUUUUAUUGAAACAACAGUUGACAAGCCACAUGAGAACACACACAGAUGAGAAGCCUUACUCCUGCGGCACCUGUGGAAAAAGAUUCAGUCGACACUCAGGUUUGAUUCAGCACAUUAAGACUCACACAGGUACAAAGCCUUACACCUGUGAUACCUGUGGGGCAUCAUUUACAAGUAAAAGGACUUUGGACCUUCACUUAAAAAUCCAUACAGGUGAAAAACCACAUACCUGCACAAUUUGCAACAAAUCUUUUAGACUUAAAGAAAAAUUGACACUCCACAUGAGAACACACACAGGUGAGAAGCCUUACUCCUGCAGCACCUGUGGAAAAAGAUUCGGUCAACAAUCAAGUUUGAAUUAUCACAUUCCUAUUCACACAGGUAUUAAACCGUACACCUGUGGUACCUGUGGGACAUCAUUUACCAGGAAGUGUUUUCUGGACAAGCACCGAAAGGUCCAUGCAGAAAAUAAUGCGUAAACUUCCUAAACAUGUGGAGGGUCUCUCAGAAUUGGUGCUGACUUGAUGAUUGAUGAGAGAAGAACUGACGCUGCUGAGAAGAUGUACCUUUGAUAUCUGAGAUCCGCUAGAAAAGAGACUUUGGGUCAGAGAACAGUGAUAAUUAGGGAAUCUGACUGCACUUUCCCAGGUGGGUGUUACGGACGUGACAUGUUAUUUGUGUAAAAACUACGAUCUAACGUUGAUGGACUACAAAAUUGGCAUCUACUCUCUGUGUAUUCUCCAUGUUGUUACGUGCAGCGAAACCUCAAGGUGAUAAAUAUGAGGUCAUAAAGAUUUUUAUAUCCUAAAGUCUCUUCAGGAUGAGGAACUGUGACUGUGAACAUCUAGAACAGCAGAAACUUUUCUCUUAAUCUGAACUCUCCUCAUAGUACGACUAGAUGAAUUAUAUUCAAGUCAUUUUAUUUCACAACAAUAUUAAAUUCUUCUUUUUAUUCCAACCUAUCCAUUUUCCUUAAUUUCCUCGUCUCUGUUAAUUUUACCAUUCUUCUCUGGUUCUAUCUUUCCUUCAGCUCGUUAGGUGGAAAGAUCUACAAACUUUGUCUUGCAUAAUUAUGAUAUAAUAAUCAAAAAAUGGCAACAUGCCGACCAUAUGACUUUAAUUGGUUGUCAUUUACAAACAUUUAUCACAUUUACUAAGAUAUUUAGAAAAUGGCAAAACAAAUGAAAUUUGAAAUACUGGCUGAUAAUUUACGGUUUGGAUAAAAAUUGACAUGAUCUGGGAUGUAGUGUACUUUUGCAUUCCUGAAGAUUGAAACGUUUUUGUGUCUUGCUACACUGUGCACCUUGUAGCGGACUCAAGGCCUGAAUCUGCUAGAAACCCUUCCCUGUGGUUAAUGUCUGCAGCUUUGAGAAUUCCUGCAGGAUUCCUAAAAGGGGAGGAGGACUUUUCCUCCCCGAUUUUACCAACUACCCAUACUUGUUUAUGAACCUUUCCCACCUAAAAAGCUUCUCAGACAGGAAAAACCUGGACCUAACGCUUAGGAUAAAUGGCAGUUCUCAGGAGAGAUCACAUUGAAGAUAUCUGAUUGGAUGGCUGGAGUAAGAGCCAUCUCACUGACUAUCUGUGUCUUGCCAAAGCUGUAAAAACUUUAGACCUUUUGAACUCUGUAUCAUAAAUCAGAGAAACCCUGGACAAUAGCUUCCUAUCUGGACAAACAACAAAACCUGAUGGUGAUCGUAAAUACUUCUUGUUCUUUCUGUUUGGGCUGGGUGUCCCAUAACUACUGUAAACAUCAUGUUUUUUAGCAGAAAAUGUUCAUAUUUAUCUGAGAUUGCACACAUGAAACACAACAAUAUAUUCCAUAUUUCUGUAUCAUUUAAGAUGGCUGAGAAAUUCAUUUUUGAUUUGAAUCCAGAUGUCUUCCAUGAACCAACAGUGCCAUCUAUUGUCCAGUAUCAGUCACCCACACAUCUCCACGUGACAAAUCCCCUUUGUGUCUUUUCCAAAAUAAAAUGGCAAUGUUUCAGUAUGGCAAUAUGUGGACACGGCCUUAGUUUAAAUGUUUAGGUGUCCAGCUAUGUUCAUGUCCAUUUUUAACUUUGUGGCAGUUUAAUUGAUGUCAUAUUAUUCUAGAGUUUUAUAACCAUUUAUGUUAUUCCUACAUGCUCUUGUUGAAUUACUGUUUGAUGAAGAGUGGUUCACAAGGGUACAUUUGAUCUCCAAGAGGAGGGAAAAAUCAGAUGGACUUGGCCUUCCUUUUUGUUGCUUUAAGACCUUGGGUAUCAGAACCCAAGUGAGCAGUCUCCAGUAGAGUUAGUUUAGUUUUCUUCGAGUUUCUUUGUUCUUCCUAUCUCUUUUUCUUUAAGUUUUCUAAGUAACUUUUUAGACUUCUCCAUGAAACACAUUUCCUUUCUUUGUUUCUUACAAGUCUGAGCCUGGUUCAGUAAUUUAAUUGAACCUUGAAAUUUAUUUUGAUCCAGCACAAUUAAUUGGGCAAAUUAAGAACUGUUUUUUUUUUUUAAUUGAAAUGAAGAAAAGGUCCGAUCCAGCUGGUACCAACGGUAGCUCCGGGCUCUCCGCACCUCGUCCUUCUACGGCAAACCGUAGGAUUCUGAUCCAACUCAUCAGGGUUAACGUGCCUCCAUCAGUUCCAUUAAAACAAUUGAUUCAGAUCUAUUUUUCAAAAUUUACAUCCCAAUUCUACGUUGUUAAUUAUCUUGUCCUUUUUUUUUUUUAAAUCAUCCACUCUCCAUCAAACUAGAGUAGCAUCAUUCCUUUAUUAUCACAUGUAUUCAUUUCCUGUUUAUUUACUUACAUUAUAUUCAU
Messenger RNA from Cheilinus undulatus (humphead wrasse), 4637 nucleotides. RefSeq names its product zinc finger protein 260-like. The transcript has 2 exons. The record is from RefSeq and is a predicted model, not a curated record. The coding region runs from base 41 to 2329 and encodes 762 amino acids. NCBI's taxonomy places the organism in Eukaryota, Metazoa, Chordata, Actinopteri, Labriformes, Labridae.